AUGGAGAACUGAGACACAGAGAAGUUAAGUAACUUGCCCAAGGUCACACAGCUAAGAAUUUCGAUGCCAGCCCGGAGCAGAGACUGAGCUGGACUUCUGGAGCCUCGGGUGCCAGGGGUGAUGGCACGGCAGCUCUGGGCCCUGACCCUGCUGGGCCUGGUGGGCGCGGGCACGGGCGCGGGCCUGUGGCCGGGAAAGCUGGAGUCCUUCCGCAGCGAGACGGAGCUCAACCACCUGGUGGUGGAUAACGCGUCGGGCGUGGUGUACCUGGGGGCGGUGAACGCGCUCUACCAGCUGAGUGCCGACCUGCGGCUGGAACAGCAGGCGGCCACUGGGCCGGCGCUGGACCACAAGAAGUGCACCCCGCCCAUCGAGGCCAGCCAGUGCCACGAGGCCGUGCUGACCAACAACGUCAACCAGCUGCUGCUGCUGGACCCGCCGGGGGCGCGCCUCGUCGAGUGCGGCAGCCUCUUCAAGGGCAUCUGCGCCCUGCGCUCCCUGGCCAACAUCUCCACACGCCUCUUCUACGAGGACGGCAGCGGCGAGAAGUCCUUCGUGGCCAGCAACGACGAGAGUGUGGCCACGGUGGGGCUGGUGAGCGCCACGGACUCCAACGGCGAGCGCGUGCUGUUUGUGGGCAAAGGCAACGGGCCCCACGACAACGGCGUCAUCGUGAGCACCCGCCUGCUGGACCGGGCCCACGGCAGGGAGGCCUUCGAGGCCUACACGGACCACGCCACCUACAAGGCCGGCUACCUGUCCACCAACACACAGCAGUUUGUGGCCGCCUUUGAGGACAGCCGCUACGUCUUCUUCCUUUUCAACCAGCAGGACAAGCACCCGCCCCAGAACCGCACGCUGCUGGCGCGCAUGUGCAAGCAGGACCCCUACUACUACUCCUACCUGGAGAUGGACCUGCAGUGCCUCGACCGCGGCGACGCCCCGGCCACCGCCUUCAGCACCUGCCUGGCGGCCUCCGUGGCCACCUCCGGCGCCGGGAGGGUGCUCUACGCCGUCUUCAGCAGGGACGUCCGGAGAGGUGGGGGGCCUCGGGCAGGCCUCUGUCUGUUCCCCCUCGAGGAGGUCCACGCCAAGAUGCAGGCCAUCCGCGACGCUUGCUACACGGACACGCGGGAGGCGGGCCGCGACAUCUUCUACAAGCCCUUCCAUGGCGAGAUCCAGUGUGGCGGCCACUUGCUGGGCGCCAGUGAGAGCUUCCUGUGUGGCUCGGAGCACCUGCCCUACCCAUUGGGCAGCCGCGAGGGACUCACAGCCAAUGCCGUGCUGCAGCGCGGAGGCCUGAACUUGACCGCUGUGACGGUGACCACUGAAAACAGCCACACCAUCGCCUUCCUGGGUACCUCGGAUGGCCAGGUCCUCAAGGUGUACCUGGCCCCAGACGGCAGCUCCGCGGAGUACGGCUCCAUCCUCGUGGAGCGCAACAAGAGGGUCAAGCAGGACCUAGUGCUGUCUGCAGACCUGGCCAGUCUGUACGCCAUGACCCACCACAAGGUGUUCCGGCUUCCCGUGCAGGAGUGCCUGAGCUACGUGGCCUGUGCACAGUGCCUUCGCUCCCAGGACCCCUACUGCGGCUGGUGUGUCGUCGAGGGACGAUGCACCAGGAGGGCCGAGUGCCCACGGGCCGAGGAGAGCGGCCACUGGCUGUGGAGCCGUGAGGAGUCCUGUGUGGCCGUCACGGGGGCCCAGCCGCAGAACAUGAGCCGUCGGGCCAAGGGAGAGGUGCAGCUGACGGUCAGUCCCCUCCCAGCCCUCGGCAAGGAGGACGGGCUGCUGUGCCUGUUCGGUGACUCUCCGCCCCACGCGGCCCGUGUGGAAGGGGACACUGUCAUCUGUGACUCCCCAAGCAGCAUCCCCAGCACGCCGCCCGGCCAGGACCACGUGGCUAUGAACAUCCAGCUCCUCUUCAAACAAAGCAGUGUCUUUCUCACCUCCCACCUGUACCCCUUCUACGACUGCCGGAAGGCCAUGAGCCUGGCCGAGAACCUGCCGUGCAUCUCCUGUGCCAGCAACCGCUGGACCUGCCAGUGGGACCUGCGCUACCACGAGUGUCGGGAGGCCUCGCCCAACCCCGAGGACGGCAUUGUCCCAGCCCACAUGGAGGACAGCUGCCCCCAGUUUCUGAACCCCAGCCCACUGGUCAUCCCCAUGAACCAUGAGACGGAAGUGACCUUCCAGGGCAAGAACCUGGACACAGUGAAGAGCCCCUCCCUGCAGGUGGGCAGUGACCUGAUCAAGUUUGAGGAGACUGUGAUCACACAGGAACCAGAGACCUUCGUCUUUCGGACUCCGAAGCUGUCCCACGAUGGCAACGAGACGCUGCCCCUGCACCUGUUCGUCAAGUCCUAUGGCAAGAACAUCGACAGCAAGCUCCAAGUGACCCUCUACAACUGCUCCUUCGGCCGCAGUGACUGCAGCCUGUGCCUGGCCGCCGACCCCGCCUACAAGUGCGUGUGGUGCAGCGGGCAGAGCAGGUGUGUGUACGAGGCCCUGUGCAGCAACGCCACCUCCGAGUGCCCGCCGCCUGUCAUCACCAGGAUCCAGCCCGAGACGGGCCCCCUGGGCGGGGGCAUUCGUGUCACCAUCCUUGGGUCGAAUUUGGGAGUCAGAGCAGAUGAUGUCAAGAGGGUCACUGUGGCUGGCCAGGACUGCACCUUUGAGCCGGGACGAUACUCUGUGUCUACCCGGAUCGUGUGUGCCAUCAAGGCUGCAGAGGCGCCCUUCACGGGCGGUGUCGAGGUGGACAUCAGCGGGAAGCUCGGCCAUUCGCCUCCCCACGUUCAGUUCACCUACCAGCAGCCCCAGCCCCUCGGCGUGGAGCCAAAGCAGGGGCCGCAGGCGGGCGGCACCACGCUGACAAUCAGUGGCACGCACCUGGACACGGGCUCCGAGGAAGACGUGCGCGUGACCCUCAGCGGCGUCCCCUGUAAAGUGACGCAGUUUGGGGCACAGCUGCAGUGUGUCACCGGCCCGCAGGUGGCCCUAGGGGAGCUGCCCCUAGAGGUCCACUAUGGGGGCUCCCACGUGCCCAGCCCCGGCGUCACCUUCACCUACCGCGAGAACCCGGUGCUGCUGUCCUUCCAGCCACUGCGGAGCUUUGUCAGUGGCGGCCGGAGCAUCAAUGUCACAGGGCAGGGCUUCAGCUUGAUCCAGAGGUUCGCCAUGGUGGUCAUAGCCGAGCCCCUGCAGUCCUGGCAGCGGCAGCGGGAGGCCGGACCCCUGCAGCCCAUAACGGUUGUGGGCACGGAGUACGAGUUCCACAAUGACUCCAGGGUUGUGUUCCUGUCCCCGGCCGUCCCUGAGGAGCCCGAGGCCUACAAUCUCACAGUGCUCAUUCAGAUGGACGGGCACCGCGCCUUGCUCAGGACUGAGGCUGGGGCUUUUGAGUACGUGGCCGACCCUACCUUCGAGAACUUCACGGGAGGCGUAAGGAAGCAGGUCAACAAGCUCAUCCAUGCCCAGGGCACCAACCUGAACAAGGCGAUGACACUCCACGAGGCCAAGGCCUUCGUGGGUGCCGAGUGCUGCGUCAUGAAGACGCUGACCGAGACCGACCUGUACUGCGAGCCCCCGGAGGUGCAGCCCCCGCCCAAGCGGCGGCAGAAGCGAGACACCGCACACAACCUGCCUGAGUUCAUUGUGAAGUUCGGCUCGCGGGAGUGGGUGCUGGGCCGCGUGGAGUACGACACGCGUGUGAGCGACGUGCCGCUCAGCCUCAUCCUGCCGCUGGUCAUGGUGCCCAUGGUGGUCGUCAUUGCCGUGUCUGUUUACUGCUACCGGAGGAAGAGCCAGCAGGCGGAGCGGGAGUAUGAGAAGAUCAAGUCCCAGCUGGAGGGCCUGGAGGAGAGCGUGCGCGACCGCUGCAAAAAGGAGUUCACGGAUCUGAUGAUCGAGAUGGAGGACCAGACGAGCGACGUGCACGAGGCAGGCAUCCCCGUGCUAGACUACAAGACCUACACGGACCGCGUCUUCUUCCUGCCCUCCAAGGACGGCGACAAGGAUGUGAUGAUCACGGGCAAGCUGGACAUCCCCGAGUCGCGGCGGCCCGUGGUGGAGCAGGCGCUGUACCAGUUCUCCAACCUGCUCAACAGCAAGUCCUUCCUCAUCAACUUCAUCCACACCCUGGAGAACCAGCGGGAGUUUUCGGCCCGGGCCAAAGUCUACUUCGCGUCGCUGCUGACAGUGGCCCUGCACGGGAAGCUGGAGUACUACACCGACAUCAUGCGCACUCUCUUUCUGGAGCUCAUGGAGCAGUACGUGGUGGCCAAGAACCCCAAGCUGAUGCUGCGCAGGUCUGAGACGGUGGUGGAGAGGAUGCUGUCCAACUGGAUGUCCAUCUGUCUGUACCAGUACCUGAAGGACAGUGCCGGCGAGCCUCUGUACAAGCUCUUCAAGGCCAUCAAACAUCAGGUGGAGAAGGGGCCAGUGGAUGCCGUGCAGAAGAAGGCCAAAUACACCCUCAAUGACACAGGGCUGCUGGGGGACGACGUGGAGUAUGCGCCCCUGACGGUGAGCGUGAUCGUCCAGGAUGAAGGGGUCGACGCCAUCCCUGUUAAGGUCCUCAACUGUGACACCAUCUCCCAGGUCAAGGAAAAGAUCAUCGACCAGGUGUACCGCACGCAGCCUUGCUCCCGCUGGCCCAAGGCUGAUAGUGUGGUCCUCGAAUGGCGGCCUGGGUCCACAGCCCAGAUCCUAUCAGACUUGGACCUGACCUCUCAACGGGAGGGGCGAUGGAAACGCAUCAACACCCUGAUGCACUACAACGUCCGGGACGGAGCCACUCUCAUCCUGUCCAAGGUGGGGGUCUCCCAGCAGCCUGAGGACAGCCAGCAGGACCUGCCUGGGGAGCGUGAGUCCCUGCCCUUGCCCGGGCCCAGUGUCCUCCUGGUGCAGCGAUGCGGGGGUUGGGGGGUGAGGGGGCUGCGGAGCCCGGCAGGCCCCAGGCCCCGCCCCCCCCUCCGCGCACAGGGCACGCUGCAGCAGUUCGUGGACAACUUCUUCCAAAGUGUGCUGGCGCCCGAGUUCGCGGUGCCGCCGGCGGUCAAGUACUUUUUCGACUUCCUGGACGAGCAGGCGGAGAAGCACGACAUCAAGGACGAGGACACCAUCCACAUCUGGAAGACCAACAGCUUACCGCUCCGGUUCUGGGUGAACAUCCUCAAGAACCCCCAUUUCAUAUUUGACGUGCACGUCCACGAGGUGGUGGACGCCUCCCUGUCGGUCAUCGCCCAGACCUUCAUGGACGCCUGCACACGCACAGAGCACAAGCUGAGCCGGGACUCUCCCAGCAACAAGCUGCUGUACGCCAAGGAGAUCUCCACCUACAAGAAGAUGGUGGAGGAUUACUACAAGGGUAUCAGACAGAUGGUGCAAGUCAGCGACCAGGACAUGAACACGCAUUUGGCAGAGAUUUCCCGGGCACACACAGAUUCCCUGAACACGCUCGUGGCCCUGCACCAGCUCUACCAGUACACCCAGAAGUACUACGACGAGGUCAUCAGUGCCCUGGAGGAGGACCCUGCCGCCCAGAAGAUGCAGCUGGCCUUCCGCCUCCAGCAGAUCGCAGCUGCUCUUGAGAACAAGGUCACAGACCUCUGACCUCUGGUCUUUGCCACCAUGGUCUCGGGGCACAGCAGAGGAAGAGCCCCUAAGCAUCCAAGUGGGUGAGGUGGGGUGCCCACCUCAGCGCCUGUAGCCACGUGGCAUCUUUCUCCUGAGCAAUAGUGCCGGGCGCCCUCCAGCACCAGCCCCUCCUGCAGAACCAGCAUCGGCGUCCUCUCCGAGUGCAGCCUCCCGAGCAAAUCGCAAACGUGCCUUUCGCCCCUGGCGCCGUGCCGUGUCACCGGGGGCAGUCGGGACUCAAGGCCUCCCUUCCCAAGCACCAGCAGCCGCCUCAUGCCUGGGUUUGGCCUCCCUGGGUGGGGUCUGAGUGCCUGCAGCCCCCAGGACCCAGUGCCCAGACAGUGCGUCUGCCCGCCUGGGCGGGAGGAGAAAAGCGGUACGAUGCCUUCCUGACCUCACCGGGCUGUCCCACGGGCGCCAGCUCUCCAGUGGACUCCCAGCCGCGAGCCCCACCUUAAAGGUCAAGCCGGACGUCAGACGUCGAGGCCCAGGUGACCAGAGCAGACUGGGGGUCCUGGUCUCGGCCUGUCAGACAGGCGGUCCUGCAGGCCCUGCCCGGGUCUGGGGGGCCAGGAUCAGCCCUACCAGGACCACCCCACCCCUUUUGUAAAUCUUGUUAAUUGUAAAUCAAAUACAGCCGUCUUUUUCACGCUG
Messenger RNA from Pteropus alecto (black flying fox), 6294 nucleotides. It is a transcript of the gene PLXNB2, whose product is annotated as plexin B2. Gene Ontology annotation, molecular function: semaphorin receptor activity; protein binding. The transcript is spliced from 37 exons. Gene Ontology annotation, biological process: positive regulation of axonogenesis; regulation of GTPase activity; negative regulation of cell adhesion. The coding region runs from base 121 to 5616 and encodes 1831 amino acids. NCBI's taxonomy places the organism in Eukaryota, Metazoa, Chordata, Mammalia, Chiroptera, Pteropodidae. Gene Ontology annotation, cellular component: semaphorin receptor complex. The record is from RefSeq and is a predicted model, not a curated record.